This is a messenger RNA of Benincasa hispida (wax gourd), 1523 nucleotides long. Its product is annotated as elongator complex protein. Gene Ontology annotation, biological process: tRNA wobble uridine modification. Gene Ontology annotation, molecular function: tRNA binding. NCBI's taxonomy places the organism in Eukaryota, Viridiplantae, Streptophyta, Magnoliopsida, Cucurbitales, Cucurbitaceae. Gene Ontology annotation, cellular component: nucleus; elongator holoenzyme complex; cytosol. The record is from RefSeq and is a predicted model, not a curated record.
ACUGUUAACCCUACUUCCCUCUCUCUCUCACUUUGAGUUUGUCUCCUCUCCCUUGGUCCUGAGCACACAGUUCCCUUGAAUGAUCUUGCAACGUAUAUAUUUCUACAUUUCUUCUUUGUUUCUUCACAAUCUUCUUUCAAUUUAUGCUCUCCCAGGAAUUUCCCAUCUAGUUUUCAAAUUGAGGGUCGAAGUUGUUUCGGAAUUCACGACUUGAAGCUGUUAAAUCCUUGCCAAUAAUGGCGGAAUCUAUUUGCAGAGCACUUAGAGACGGUGCGUUACAGGGAGAGCUAGCGCCUGCUCUCACCAUAAAGGACUCCAUCAAUUCGCCAUUUGGGUUUCACGCCUUUGCCCAUGUUCUGGCGCAGCUCUUGAGCAAUAUUUUGGCCGGUAAAUCGCAGUCUCGAGGCCUCGUUCUACUUGCGUUCUCUCGAAGUCCGGCGUAUUAUGUUGAGCUGUUGAAGAAGAGAGGGUUGAAUGUUGGAUCGUCUACUAAAUGGAUUCAAAUUUUGGACUGUUAUACAGAUCCUCUUGGUUGGAAGCAACGUUUUAUGGAGGGUGAAAAAUUUUCAAAUUUUGACCAAGAUGUUUCAAAUUUAUCUCAUACUUGUACAAAUGUGAGGGAUAUGGAUGAACUUUUCUCUUCAAUUAUUACACUUGGAAAAGCAGGAUUUGUUGGAGAAGGAACCGUACGCUUUUGUGUUGCCAUAGACUCUGUAACUGAUAUGUUGAGACAUUCAUCUACAUCAGCACUUGCAGGUCUGUUAAGCGGCCUUCGGAGCAACGAUUCGGUUUCAAGUACAUUUUGGUUGGUACAUGAAGACCUUCAUGAGGAAAAGGUCAUAGCUGCCGUUGAAUAUAUGUCCUCCAUAGUGGCAAUGGUUGAGGGAUUAACUUCAUCCCCACAUAUGCGCAGAAGCAAUCUGGACAAUUCCUAUCUUGAACACAGCUCUACAAAAGGGAGGUUUCAUGUGCGGAUUAAACGUAGAAAUGGACGUGUUCGAGUCAUUUGUGAAGAUUUUAAUGUCGAGCCGUCGGGCAUUAAAUUUACAUCCAUUUCAUCUGAAGAUGCAGUCAUCAGUCAAGGCCUUAUACCGAAGGUGCAGUUCAAUCUUCAGUUGUCGGAGAAAGAGCGAAAUGACAGGGCCAGAGUUGUUCUUCCUUUUGAGCAUCAAGGAAAUGGUGAACCGAUACAAAUAUACGAUGGUCGGCGAUCUCUUCCUGAAACCAAAGAUGAUGAGACACCUCUCAUGACCAGUGAGAAAGGCAAGGAUAAAGGAUCGGGAAAGGGUGAGAUCGUAUAUUUUCGUGAUUCAGAUGAUGAGAUGCCAGACUCUGAUGAGGACCCGGACGAUGAUUUAGACAUAUAAUGUUGAUGGUUCAUUAUGAACUAGGAGGUUUUGUAUCUUAUGUAUCUUUUUGUUUUCACUUUAAAUUGUUCAAUUUCACGUGGAGAGAUGUACCAAGUAGUAGUAUCUUGAGCACAAUGAACAAAAUCAAUGAAGUUUCUCUCGUAAUUUGGGAUA